AUGACAACUUUCCGAGUGUUGUUACUUUUUACUCUCUCGUUAUGUACCAAGGGACUGUACGAAUGUUAUUUUGAUUAUGAUGAAAAAUGUCUUCCCGGUCUUCCAUCGGGUUCGUAUGUCGUACUGAAUGAAACGAGUGACGAACCACGGCUACCUGCUUCGGAUGUAACGGCGAUUGGAACGUACAAUGAUGAUGGCGAAUGUUUUUUUCCAUAUGAAUUGAAUUCCUAUCAAAUGUAUUUCUGUGCAAAGACAGAUCCGGAUUUACCAGCAACAUGUCCAAGUUUUAACUUAACAGGACCUAAGCUGAACUGCAGUGAAGGUGAAUAUGGAUAUGAAAAGUUCGAGAGCGGAGAAACCGGUUCGCGUGUGCAUCCAGUUGACAUAAGACGUCCUCUCGAGGCUGGCGAACAAUGCAUUGGGUUUUAUUAUUAUCUAUCAGACAAUAAAUCGAAUGCGAGUAUAAAUGUCAUAGUUGAAGAUACAGUAUCGAAUACCAAUACUACAAUUCUAUCGGCUUCUGAACGUCAUGAAAAUCGGUGGCAUGAGAUUCGAGGGGAUUUCUAUCUCUAUAAUGAGAAUCCAACGAUCUAUUUCGAAUUCCAACGAGGAGCUUCUCUCGAUUCGUUACCAUUCUACCUCGCAAUCGAUGAUAUAAUCAUCAAUAAUUUCGAAUGUGCACCGAUAAAUACGACUACCAUUCCAACAACGACAAUUAUCACUACGACGACCUCAACUUCUUCAACAACGACAACUACUACAACUACCCCUCUCACCACUUCUCAAACCACGACGACCACUACAGUGAGCGCUUCUACAUCCACGAAAACAACAACAACAACAGUCGGUUCAACAAGAACAACGACAUCUUCGGGAUCGACAACGACGACGACAACAACAACAACGAGUCCUCCUACAACUUCUAGGACUACUUCUACAUCCACGAUUACGACUAAUACGCCACCAUCAUCCUCAAUUCAAAUUCAAUCUAACUUUCCAAUGCUUCUCUUUUUCUUCUUAUUUUUUCUAUUAAAGAAAAUUCUAAUUCAAUAA
Molecule: messenger RNA, 1053 nt
Organism: Adineta ricciae
Lineage: Eukaryota; Metazoa; Rotifera; Eurotatoria; Adinetida; Adinetidae
Source: the annotation of a GenBank genome assembly